AUGAGUCUCUACACUGAGGCGCCCGAGUUGCGUAGUUUCUCGCAGGACAAGCCUUCGCUACUGGUUUGUUGGUGGAUAACGUCAUUCUGCACAGUCAUCAUCCUGCUACGGGUUGCCGGCCGCUUCAUUCGAACCGAAAAACUAUUCCAAGAGGACAAAGUAGCAGCCUUCGCUCUGAUUCCUCUAUGGCUACGCAUGGUUUGCGUGCAUUUUGUCCUGCUCUACGGGACUAACAAUGCCGAUUUUGACGGCAUAACAUUAUCCUCGGAAGACGAGCGUAGGAAGGAAAUCGCAAGCGGUCUCGUGCUUGCCAGCCGUAUCUUCUACGCAGCAACACUGUGGAUUCUCAAGAACACUAUUUUAGAGUUUUUCAAGCGUCUGACUGGCGUCACUUGGGCACGUUCCUAUGAACAGACGCUUGUUUUCAUCAGAUGUACCUUGGUCGCAUCGUUUGUCGCCAUUGUCAUUAGUGAUCUGGCGGAAUGUCGACCCUUCCACCACUACUGGCAGGUCAUACCUGACCCAGGCGGUCAAUGUCGCCAAGGUUUCGCUCACCUCCUCACCAUGGCGACCUGCAACAUCAUCACCGACUUGCUUCUCGUCUUCUUCCCUAUUCUCAUCAUUCUGCGCAGUCAGAUGAACGUGAAGAGAAAGAUUCAACUCACCCUGUUGUUCUCACUCAGCCUGGCCGUUGUUGGCGUGACCUUUUACCGUGUCCCUCACGUCAUCAGGGCACAUGGCAAACAACAAUUGCGUUCUGUGCUGGCAUCCGUUGAGCUUCUAUUCGCGACGACGGCCGCAAACGCUCUGGUCUUGGGCUCAUUUGUGCGUGACCGCGGCUUGAAGAAACAAAAGUUCAAGUACGGUUCCGUGGCCGAAGAUUCAAUAGAUCGCAGGGGUUCCGAUUCACGCCGUCCCACUCUUCACCGUCACUGGGGAAGUGAUGAGGAUCUCGUUCGAGACAUUGGUCUCGGUGUCGAUUCUGACCUACGAGAACGUGACGAAGAACGAGACGAGUUUGACAACGAGCAGCAACGAUACACGCCCGCACCGAUGGCCAGACCAUUCGGCGAGGAGCUAAGACAGUGGCAAUUCCCUCAACGGCAAAGAAGCAAUGCCGAACGAAGCGACGCUUCUCUCUUACCCCACGACCUCUCUUCCUCGCGGAGCAACUCGACUACGACGCCGCGCAGGGUCUCCUUUUUCGAUGUUGGGGGUUUGCUAUCAGAGGAUCAGGUUGGAGUAGGCCAGACGUUCCGCCGGGACAGCAUUAUCUCGAGCGUGGAUCCCAUGGCGUCUAGCGUUCACGGCGUCCCGUCACCGGCUUUACCCGCUGGGGCGAAUGGUUUACGACGCGGAUCAACAGCUCUCUUGCAAGAUCUUGGCGGACUCCUAGGCCCCACGAAACCCUCACGCCAAAGAUCCAGGACCGGCACCGAACUGCAACCAAUUCCUCAAUCGCAACACGAUGACCAUCCGUCAUAUGAUCCUCGCCCCGGCGAGCCAACACUGAUUGAUCCUGGUGGCCUACUCAAGUAG
Colletotrichum orchidophilum is the source of this 1539-nucleotide messenger RNA. RefSeq lists its product as uncharacterized. Bases 1 to 1539 code for a protein of 512 amino acids. The transcript has 2 exons. Lineage: Eukaryota; Fungi; Ascomycota; Sordariomycetes; Glomerellales; Glomerellaceae. The record is from RefSeq and is a predicted model, not a curated record.